GCUUCCAGCUCACGCGGACGUGUGUGUUCCAGUGUCUGAGUUAUGCUUCCGGAGUAACUGCUACUCACGAAAUGGAGGAUGAACUACUACAUUAUUUGGACUUUGAAAACCACCCAUUGCUAACCUUAGCUGGAAAUGAAUCUUCUGGUCAGGAGCUGGAAUGUCUUUUCCUGUCCCAUCUGGAGUCCACAACACUGGAGGCGUUAUGUCCUAGAAUGUGGGAUGGACUACUUUGUUGGCCACCCACGCCUCCAGCCACAUUAGCCCGACUUCCUUGCUUUGCCGAGCUCAAUGGGAUAAAAUAUGACACUUCCAAGAACGCCACCAGAUGGUGCCAUGCGGACUACAUGUGGGACAACGUCACCAACUAUACGGCAUGUCACAACUUGCUGGGAGAGGAAGGAGAGUUUGUGCCUGGGGUGGAGGUGACGACCGCCAUUUACUUCAUGGGUUACACUCUCUCACUAGUGGCGCUGUCUGUAGCCGUGAUGCUCUUCUUGUACUUUAAAGACUUGAGAUGUCUCAGGAACACCAUCCACACGAACCUGAUGUGCUCCUACAUCCUGGCAGACUUUAUGUGGAUCCUGACUCUUCAGCUCCAGGUUUCAGGACAGUCCAACAGUCUCUUCUGUGCCGUACUUGUAGUUCUUUUGCAUUACUUUCACCUCACUAACUUCUUCUGGAUGUUUGUUGAAGGACUGUAUCUCUACAUACUAGUUGUGGAAACCUUUAAUAGAAAACACAUUAAGCUACGGGCCUAUAUAUUCAUCGGCUGGGGUUCUCCUCUAGUCUUCAUACUGGUGUGGGCCGUUGCCAAAUCCAUUCACCUGUACCAACAAACUGCCCAGAUGCACUCGGACAGCCGCCAUUGCCACUGGAUGUCUCAGCAUAUCAUAGACUGGAUAUACCAAGGACCUGCCUUGACUGUUCUGGCCAUCAACCUCAUCUUCCUGGCGUUGAUCAUGUGGGUGCUAAUAACAAAGCUACGCUCAGCGAAUACACUGGAAACACAGCAGUACCGCAAGGCAGCCAAGGCUCUCGUGGUGCUCAUUCCUCUCCUAGGGGUGACAUAUAUCCUGUUUAUUGCUUGGCCUUCAGAAGGGGUGGCUCUAUACACAUACUCCAGGGCUCUUCUGCUUUCUUUACAGGGUUUCACAGUGGCGCUAUUCUACUGUUUCCUGAACACCGAGGUGCAGAACACAGUACGUCACCACUGGGAGGUCUGGAGGGAUUCCAGGGAGCUGGGCUCCAGCAGACGAUACUGGUCGAAGGAUUGGUCCCCUAACACGCGUACAGAUAGUAUCAGGUUAUACAGCAGUCACCACGUUGCGCCUUUGAAGCGAGAGUCAACCGCAAGUGACUCUCAUCUGGCACCUCAACAUUACAACAAGAGAGAGUCCACCAUCAGCAACGUGACGACACUCACAGUGUAUAACGGCUCUGGUCUGUCACUCAGACCUCCCCUUAGUCCGCACAGAGAUGUUGAGAUCAUCUAGAGAAACCAUUGCCCUUUUGGGGUGAUUUAGUGAUCUCACUCUCCGUCUUCCUUCGAGAUUUUGUCAUUCCAGGAAUCUGUGUAUAAGUGUGAUAAUCUUCUAAAGGGACAAUAGUCCCGAAAUGAACAUUGAAACCAUCUGGAAAAAUAGUCUCUCGGUACAGUCUUUAAAAUACUUCAAGGAGAACAUCGGCACUCUUUGUGAUGUUGAAAUAAUAACCACUUAAAUUUUAAAUUGAUAUAAAAGCCCGCAUAUUUUUACGUAGGCUUGACUAAGUGGUGAUAUUAUUAAGUUUUAUUAAACAGUAAGACUUCCUUCUGCAUACAUAACACAACGACUGGAAAAAAUAUGUGGAUGAUACUAACAUAUACGCUGCAGAAAGAUAAUAUUACCCCAAUAUUAUUAUAAUGUGCGUCGAAAUGUAUUUAAGUAACAAUCUACCUGUUAAGUUUGCAGACGGCAUCUCGAUUAUUUACCAGCAAUUUUUGCAGUCUCAUGUUGGCAUUGGAAAUUUAACGGAUUUUUUAACAUCCUGUUAGUGUUAAGAUAAAAAAAUAUCAUUAUGGAGUUUUGUAGAAAUUUCUUAUCAUUACACUGAAACUAGCAGCAAUUAAUGUUUCUGGAACUAAAUGGCGUUAUUGUAGAUAUACUGUAUUUACUGAUACUUUCAGAAUGGCUCAAUGAAGAUAAGUUUGUUAACAAACCCUGAACUAACUGUAAUGUACUCUAAAAACGUGUUUAAAUAACAAACUACUUUCAAUAGCACUUAAUUAAAAAAAAUAAUACUGCCUCUUAAAAUUACGUUAAAAAUAUACCGCCUUCGUUACCAGUCUGAUCGGGAAGAUUCAAUUGUAAAAUUUUAAAUACAUAGACGAGAAACCUUAUUGGCAGGUUGCAUUGUAAGGGUCACUUCUUCGACAACGCUUUUUUCUCAAACAGUUAAGUUUUGUUGGUUACUUUAAUAUUUAGUUUUAUUGGCGUAACAUAAUAAAAUAACAUAAAUAAUAUAACAAAUGUGUAUAUAAAAUUAUUUAUUCGUUAAAUAUUUUACAUACAAUUAUUGAUAUAUUUAACGUUAUUUAAAUAUAGAGACAAAAUAUUAUAACCUUAUUUUUCUAUGACAUUACAUUUGGUAAACAUGAUCAGUUACAAUAACCAAAGUAAUAAAUAUUUAAAUGCAUUAAAUGCAUUAUUAUAAGUUUAUUUGAAAUAUACACCUUAGUUGUACAAACACAAUUACUGAAUUUGUAGUUUUAUCAGGGCUAUAAAGAACUCAGUGAUAUAGUUAUAUUGUUUUGAAUACAAAGUAAGAGGCUAGUUACCCGACAUAACAAAUGUUACCCUCAUGCAACCAAGUAGUAUGUGGCAAUCCUAAUACUGAAUUGAAAUUUUGUUAUUUCCAAAACAAAAACUAUAAUAAUAAAAAUUAAAUAUAAGUAAAAUCAACACUCUGUUGUAUCACUACAUGUUCGUUCUUUCAAGAUGUAUCAAAUAUUUGAGUAUAAUGUACAUAGUGUUUCAAAAUAGCCUGCGUAUAUAAGCUGGCAUGUACAGAUAACACUAUCUAUCCCUUUACUAUAUCUAAUGUUAGUACAGUGGUAAUUGCACUUAAAACAUACUGUUGAUUACGGCUCAAGUAAAACAUUGUAUAAAAUAUUAUAUGGAUAUUAUUUCUUUAUAUAAUUUACAGAGACUUACAGUAUGUGUAUAUGAGUGAAAAUGUGUAAAUAUACGUUUUCACAGUUACUUUAACGAUUUCAGUAAUAAUGGCUAAAGUUUUUUAACGGCUAUGAAAGGUUUAAAAUGAUAGAUUUCGGACAUUUCCCAUCGUUAUAAGUUACGUCGUUUCGGGGAAUGAAAUGUAUCACCUUCGUCAGGUGCUAAUAUAAUUAAUGCACAAAAAAGAAAGAACAAUUUUGUACUAGAGAAAAACCCCAGGCAUUGUCAGAAUACAGGGUGCAAGUCACGAACACAAGUCACCAGCACGAGAAUUCAAGAGUACUAUGAUAAAUUACAUUAGUACAGGAGUAAGUAGGAGACUUACUUAUGUACUUAGUUAUGUUAAGACUUAAAAAUUAAUGUCAAAAUCCAGCUGCCUCGCAGAGUGUCAUCUGAAACAAUAAGACGCGAAUUGGUGCUAAUAUAAUUAAUGCACAAAAAAGAAAGAAACAUUUUGUACUAGAGAAAAACCCCAGGCAUUGUCAGAAUACAGGGUGCAAGUCACGAACACAAGUCACCAGCACGAGAAUUCAAGAGUACUACGAUAAAUUACAUUAGUACAGGAGUGAGUAGGAGACUUACUUAUGUACUUAGUUAUGUUAAGACUUAAAAAUUAAUGUCGAAAUCCAGCUGCCUCGCAGAGUGUCAUCUGAAACAAUAAGACGCGAAUUGGUGCUAAUAUAAUUAAUGCACAAAAAAGAAAGAACAAUUUUGUACUAGAGAAAAACCCCAGGCAUUGUCAGAAUACAGGGUGCAAGUCACGAACACAAGUCACCAGCACGAGAAUUCAAGAGUACUAUGAUAAACUACAUUAGUACAGGAGUAAGUAGGAGACUUAAUUAUGUACUUAGUUAUGUUAAGACUUAAAAAUUAAUGUCGCAAUCCAGCUGCCUCGCAGAGUGUCAUCUGAAACAAUAAUACGCGAAUUGGUGCUAAUAUAAUUAAUGCACAAAAAAAAAAGAAAAAUUUUGUACUAGAGAAAAAACCCAGGCGUUGUCAGAAUACAGGGUGCAAGUCACGAACACAAGUCACCAGCACGAGAAUUCAAGAGUACUAUGAUAAAUUACAUUAGUACAGGAGUGAGUAGGAGACUUACUUAUGUACUUAGUUAUGUUAAGACUUAAAAAUUAAUGUCGAAAUCCAGCUGCCUCGCAGAGUGUCAUCUGAAACAAUAAGACGCGAAUUGGUGCUAAUAUAAUUAAUGCAC
This is a messenger RNA of Homalodisca vitripennis (glassy-winged sharpshooter), 4422 nucleotides long. RefSeq names its product diuretic hormone receptor-like. The record is from RefSeq and is a predicted model, not a curated record. Lineage: Eukaryota; Metazoa; Arthropoda; Insecta; Hemiptera; Cicadellidae. Gene Ontology annotation, cellular component: plasma membrane. Gene Ontology annotation, molecular function: peptide hormone binding; diuretic hormone receptor activity; G protein-coupled peptide receptor activity. The transcript has 12 exons. Gene Ontology annotation, biological process: adenylate cyclase-modulating G protein-coupled receptor signaling pathway; cell surface receptor signaling pathway. The coding region runs from base 72 to 1496 and encodes 474 amino acids.